AUGCCACCGCCCGCGACCGGUUGGCGAGAGCGUCUCAGCGACAUGUACGAUAGCGUCAAAGGCGUUCCCGAGGCGCCCACGGUCUCUCCCACCGCUGCGGCUCUACUGUCGGCUGCGUUCGUGGUCAUAUACGUACUCCCCUUCUAUCUGUCAGCGACCACAAGGCCCUCUCCCACCCUCACUCGCGAUGCGCCUUCCUCUAUACGCGCCAGGACCCGCGCGGUGACCUUUUCUACCAUCACCUGUACCGUCAUCACCGCACUGUACCUGUACCAACAUGAUGUUUCCGCCUAUCGGCUGCUGCAUCUAUUCGGUCUGUGGCCAAUCUCCAUCUUGGAUAUUGCGCGAGGCAUACUCCUAGUGUGCAUCUUGUUCGCCGGCCCCCUGUACGAGAAUGGAAUUGUAGACGAUGACUGGAAAGACUGGAUCAAGCUGAAGGGAGUACACGAGACGCUAAGCAGUUGGAUUGGAUAUAGAAAUUUCGUGGUCGGCCCGGUCAGCGAAGAGAUCGUAUGGCGCUCGCUCAUGGUCCCACUGCACCUACUCGCGCGCUUCACCGAGAAGCAAAUCGUCUUCCUGACUCCGCUAUACUUUGGCAUCGCUCAUGUGCACCACCUCUACGAGUUCCACAUCACACAUCCAGAAGUUCCAAUGUUAAUGGCUACGCUACGGUCGCUGUUCCAAUUUACGUACACGUCGCUGUUUGGUUUCUUUGCUACAUUCUUGUACCUCCGUACUGGCAACGUCUAUACAUGCAUACUCGCACACACAUUCUGCAAUUGGAUGGGCCUCCCUCGAUUGUACGGGCGUGUUGGUGUGGAAGCUGGAGUACCGAUUGGACCACCAGAUGUAGACAAGAAGAAUGACGGAUCGAAGAGCGCAUGGUCGCACCGAGGGCAGGCUGUUGCUUGGACAGUAGCGUACUAUGUGCUUCUGGUAGCGGGAGCUGUAGGUUUCUACUUCCAGCUGUUCCCCUUGACGGAGAGCGCGCACGCUUUACUGGCCCAAUCUACGAACGACAAGGUAACAGCAGGGGCGAAGGCAGGGAUCCCGCAGCUACCGCACCAGUUCUGA
Messenger RNA from Ascochyta rabiei, 1074 nucleotides. RefSeq names its product CAAX prenyl protease. Gene Ontology annotation, cellular component: endoplasmic reticulum membrane. Bases 1 to 1074 code for a protein of 357 amino acids. The record is from RefSeq and is a predicted model, not a curated record. Gene Ontology annotation, molecular function: metalloendopeptidase activity. The transcript has 4 exons. Gene Ontology annotation, biological process: CAAX-box protein processing. Lineage: Eukaryota; Fungi; Ascomycota; Dothideomycetes; Pleosporales; Didymellaceae.